UGGGCCGGGGGUCUCGGAGCGCGCCUGGCUCUUGCACUUUGCUGCUCCUGCUGCUGCAGCUACCUUGGCCGAUGCAGACAUUUCCAGGAAACACCCCUGGAGAGCCAGCCACCCUUCACUGGGUCCUGGAUGGACGGCCCUCAAGCACGGUUCCCCUGGAGCUGGUCUCAAAGCCGGACGCAGGCCUGGUGGCCGUGGAGGCCGAAGGUCAGCUGCUGCUUCUUGAACUGGAGAAGAACCACAGGCUGCUGGCGCCGGGGUACACAGAGACCCACUUCCGCUCGGAUGGGCAGCCAGUGGUCCUGGUGCCCGACCACACGGAUCACUGUUACUACCAUGGGCGCGUGAGGGGCUUCCCCGACUCCAGGGUGGUCCUCAACACCUGCUCCGGCAUGAGUGGCCUGAUCUCACUCAGCGGCAGCGAUAGCUAUUAUCUGCAUCCCUGGCCAGCUGGAAACGCCACGGUCUUCUCCACCCACAAGAUCUUCCGAACACAGCAGCUGUUCAGCUGGAAAGGGGCCUGUGGCCACAGGCAUCCCCGGGGCCAAGAGGACAGAACCAGCCUUUCUCAUGCCCCCCACAUCAGGGAGAGGCGAGGGGCCCGCAGGAGCCUGAGCUACCUGGAGCUGUACAUAGUGGCUGACCACACCCUGUUCUUGGCCCAGCACCGCAAUCUGAACCGCACCAAACAGCGUCUUCUGGAGGUGGCCAACUACGUGGAUCAGAUUCUUAGGACUCUGGACAUUCAAGUAGCCCUGGCCGGCCUGGAAGUGUGGACAGAGGAGGACCAGAGCCGAGUCUCACCGGACGCAAACGACACGCUCUGGGCUUUCUUGCAGUGGCGCCAGGAGCUGUGGAUACGGAGGCCCCACGACUCCGCACAGCUGCUCACGGGCCAACGCUUCACGGGCGCCACUGUGGGCCUGGCCCCCGUAGAGGGCAUGUGCCACCUGCAGAGCUCUGGAGGGGUGAGCAUGGACCACUCGGAGCUUCCCAUGGGUGCUGCUGCCACCAUGGCCCACGAGAUAGGCCACAGUCUCGGCCUCAGCCACGACCCCGACGGCUGCUGCUCAGAGGUCCGGGCGGAGCAGGGGGGCUGCGUCAUGGCAGCAGCCACCGGGCACCCGUUCCCGCGCGCGUUCAGCGCCUGCAGCCGCCGCCAGCUGCGCGCCUUCUUCCGCAAGGGGGGCGGCGCGUGCCUCGCCAACACGCCCGCGUCGGGGCUGCUCCGGCCGCCCGCGCGCUGCGGCAACGGCUUCGUGGAGGAGGGAGAGCAGUGCGACUGCGGCGCGGGCCAGCAGUGCCCGGACCCCUGUUGCUUCGCCCACAACUGCUCGCUGCGUGCGGGGGUUCAGUGCACCCAAGGGGACUGCUGCGCGCGCUGCCUGCUGAAACCCGCGGGCACACCGUGCCGCGUAGCUGCGGGAGACUGCGACCUCCCGGAGUUCUGCACCGGCACUUCGCCCUAUUGUCCCCCGGAUAUUUAUCUACUAGACGGCUCUCCUUGUGCCGACGGCCGAGGCAACUGCUGGGAUGGCGCCUGUCCUACCCUCGAGCAGCAGUGCCAGCAGCUCUGGGGGCCCGGCUCGCACCCAGCGCCAGAGGUCUGCUUCCAGGUGGUGAACUCUGCUGGAGAUGCCCAGGGGAACUGCGGCCAGGACAGCAAGGGCGGCUUCCUGCCUUGUGCACAGAGAGAUGCACAGUGUGGGAAGCUGCAGUGCCAGGGUGGGGAGCAGAGCCCACUUUGGCCAUACGCAGUGGCGCAGGAUUCCACCGUCAGCCUAGGCAGCCUGGAGGUGACCUGCAGGAGCGCCAGGAGCGCCCAGCUGGACCUGCCUGACCUGGGUGCGGUACAGCCGGGCACCCAAUGUGGACCUAGAAUGGUGUGUCAGGAGAGGCGCUGUCGGAACAGCACCUUCCCGGAGCUGAAGCGCUGCCUGCAUGCCUGUCACGGCCACGGGGUCUGCAAUAGUAACCUGAACUGCCACUGCGCUCCCGGCUGGGCUCCACCCUCCUGUGACAAGCCAGGGUUCGGAGGCAGUGUGGACAGCGGCCCCAUGCAGCCUGAGCACGGCGACACCUUCCUGCUGGUGGCUGUGACCCUCAGUUUCCUGCUGCCUCUGCUCCCCGGGUUUGGCCUUGCCUGGUGCUGCUGCCGGCAACUGGGGUCCCAGCCCCAGCAAUGCCUCUGGGGCUCAAGGAGGGCCCCUGCAUGCGGCGGCCCCAAAGAUGACCCACGCAGAGAGCACGCCCCAGGCAGCAUUCACCCCAUGGAGCUGAACCCCAUAGCUGCUGGACAGCCGUGGCUGCUGUGAGUGGGCCACCGGGGCUGAGGGGCUCUGUCCUUCUGCCUCCUUCCAGAACCCCAGAACCAUGAGAUGCCCAUGUCCUGUAGCCCUGCCUGUACACCCAAGCAGGUCAAGAAGCCCAAGAUCCUGUUUCUGGAGAGAGGUGGCUUCUCAGACAAGGGGACUUAAAGAUAGGUGGCUACUGACAGUCUUUCCCAGAACUUGAAUCUCCAGUCUUUCCCAGAACUUGAGGCUAAACCAGCUGGUCUCCUGAGCAAGUUCUUCUGGGAACUGAGCUUUGUGGGGCCCCUCCAGGACAACAGAGCCACAUCAGCACUGGCACCGUGCAGUCCUGUCCUCUCCGGCUGGGUGAUCCUGCUGGGACGCCCUCCAGCCCCAAGUCUGUCAGUAAGGAGCAGAGGUCCUGCAGUCAUGAGGGCCAGGGGAGGCUGUUCGCGUUGGGGUGCCCCUACCUGGGGAGACUGGGCUUCGCUGCCACUGCUCUGAGUCUCCAGACUCAGCUCUGCCGAGGGCAGUGAGGCUGAGCCAGCACUUGGACUCUGGGGACCUUCCUUUCUAUCUCCUGCCCUGGCCUACUUCCUCAGCUCCAACCCCACUCCUUGACCUCCACCUAAGGUUUGUGGAGAGGUGUGGGAUCUGCUGCAACCCCCUUGCUCUGGACUCAACCUCCCUCCAUACAGUGGGAGGGGAAGAGGGAGCCAUUGUAGAAAGGACACUAAAGUGCAAGUCAGAAGACAGACAUGUUGGCCUUGAGUUUCUGAGUUUUUCUGCCUGUAGAUUCAGCCCCAUAGGGAUCCCUGAGGGUCACAGUGGGGGUUGGCGGGUGGAGCCCCGGAACCAGCUAGGGUCCCCAGGACACAGUGCUCUGGUGCCAUUGUGUUAUCUGUCCUGUGUCCCGUGGACCUUCUCAGGAGCCUCUCCUUCCCUUGCCCUGCUCCAUGCAAGGUCGCUGAGGGGCCUUUAGCGUCAGCCCUCUGUAACUUCAUAAAAAAACCAACCUUGGAUUUAGUAGCUUUAAACCACUACUUGUGUGAACUGGCACAUUAGGCUGAAUUCAGCUGAUGGUUCGUUUGGUCCCAGCUCAGGUCACCUGUGUGUUUGCCGCCAGCUAGUGGUCAGCUGGGCAGUUCUGCUCCUGGGCUUGGCUGGUUAUUUUUGGGGUGAUGGGGACAGAGGGGGCUCGUGUCUCUUUCCAUCAGGGCAGCCCAGACUGCUUCGCUUGGCAGCUGGGGAGGGCUCUGAGAGAGCAAGGUAGGGUGAGGGAGGCAUUCACCUAGGGCCCAAUGUCAUCGAGAGAAGUAAUACUCUAAUGGAAUAUUUAAAAAGAUUAAAAUUGGGCCCUCCCUGGUGGCGCAGAGGGUUAAAGCACAGC
This is a messenger RNA of Condylura cristata (star-nosed mole), 3681 nucleotides long. RefSeq names its product ADAM metallopeptidase domain 33 (gene ADAM33). The record is from RefSeq and is a predicted model, not a curated record. The coding region runs from base 72 to 2315 and encodes 747 amino acids. The transcript has 22 exons. Lineage: Eukaryota; Metazoa; Chordata; Mammalia; Eulipotyphla; Talpidae. Gene Ontology annotation, molecular function: metalloendopeptidase activity. Gene Ontology annotation, biological process: proteolysis.